This is a messenger RNA of Phytophthora infestans T30-4, 984 nucleotides long. RefSeq lists its product as uncharacterized. The record is from RefSeq and is a predicted model, not a curated record. The coding region runs from base 1 to 984 and encodes 327 amino acids. Lineage: Eukaryota; Oomycota; Peronosporomycetes; Peronosporales; Peronosporaceae. The transcript has a single exon.
AUGUGGGGACGAACUCUAGUUGCAGCGCUCGGGGUGCUCGUUGUCACCGCGUCUGCGACCGACCCUCUGCCAAGCCAACAAGUGCGGGCGCUUAAAGCGGAAGCAGGCAUGUGGAGCUUCGGGUCGAAGGCGUGCGAGUGCAAGUCCACUCCUCGCCCGUGCCUUUUUAUCCACGGAGAGAGCAACGAAAACGAAGAAAAGGAGCUGCAGACCAAGUCUAAGAAGUUCGGCGAUAUGUCUGACCACGCCCCGUGCUGCUCGACUAUCAAGUAUGCGUCCCUGGACACGAUGACAGCUCGUUGGACUGACAAGAGCCUGCAGAAGACGGUAUGCGAACACGCUCUGUCUAUGAGCAAAACCAGCGACGAAGACGAAGGGCUGAUCAAAGACACUAUCCUGGUGACUCACUCGAUGGGCGCGUUGAUCGUGGCUGGCGCGGUCGCCAACGAGAGGUGCAGCCUUGAUAACAGUACGACGUGGGUGAGUAUGAGUGCGCCUAUGAACGGUACGAUGGCAUCGAACUACGUUCAGGAUAUCUGCACGGACGAUGACACGCAGGCUUUCCGAAAGAUUUUGACACUCCUUGGAGAAUGCCCCGUUGACGCUGGCAUGAAGUCUAUCGCGUACAUGGGCGGUAAGUAUAGUACCAUGGAUCUCAACAAAGCCUACGUGGCUGCUCAGAAGGUUUACCGGGAACACGUUUCGGCGGCCAUGUGCAGCGACGAUGACAUCGGCACCGUUUCCACGGACCAGGCCAGCUACCUGUAUCUUGGCUCCCAGGUCGAGCAUGGCACCAAGCAGCACGAUGGUGUAGUGACGUUCGAAAGCUGCCGCGGUGGAUUGCCCGAAAAUCUUUUUAGCAACAACUACGAAGACAAAUUUUACGUGUCAAAGUGCAACCAUGCUGACACUGCGUUCCUUCAUGGGGACAGCUACUUCCGCGACACGAUUAAACCGGUAAGUUGGUUCGAAUGCCUUCUUUAA